AAAACACUGUUCGUUUACAAUUCAAAGCAAGAGACAAAAGGAGAGUCCAUACCGUUCGGUUUCCAGACGAUGAACGUUGAAGGAGGACUUAACUUGCCAUGUAAAACACUUGUCUUGUAUACAAACCUUUGUUUGCUCUUUCUCUGAUCUAAAGCUGCAUUCCUAAGCCCUGGUUUCACUCUUCAAUUUCUUCUCCAACCAGGUCUUUGAGGGCAGAAACAAAUAUAAGAUUCUCCCCCUACCGAGUACGUCUAGCCCGGUUCACAUGGAUCAGAAUGUUGGUCCUGAUCCUGAGUACAAUGAAGGAUUGAGAAGCGGCCUAGAGUUGGUGAAAUCAGGGUCUGAUAAGCAUCUUGACCUUCUGAGGCCAUCUGCAAGAUAUUCUUCAUUAUUCAAAGGGCAAGCAACAGAUCAUGAAAGGGGCAAGUAUACCCUUAUUAGGGAUCCGGAGGACUUCCAAGCUGGGAUUUAUGACAAACCUCUUCCAUGCUUUGGUUGUGGAAUUGGAUGGUUUUCUUUUCUUUUAGGAUUUGCAUUUCCUCUUAUGUGGUAUUAUGCUACUAUUCUUUAUUUUGGAAAUUACUACCGCAAGGAUCCUAGGGAACGAGCAGGCCUUGCUGCCUCUGCAAUUGCUGCAAUGGCGUGUUCGGUUGCAUUGUUGAUCAUAGUAGUCUGCUAUUACAACGUUGGCUGAUCAAUUUACAAUGCUCCAUUUUCAAGAUGACUCUUCUUGCAUUUGGUAGAUAGAUAGUUUGGGCAGGAAGGCAGGAAGAAAAUGUGGAGGCAAAUGGAUUUCCUAGCCAUUCAACAAGCUUACAAACUAGUGAAACUACACAGGAAGUUGAAUUUCCAGUCCUCUCUUUAUGAAGAGAUAUAGAGGAGAAAUUGUUUUGUGAACAUAAAUUUCUACACGUUUCCAUAGUAUUUAUUAUAAGAUAGGAAGUUGUGGUUGCUUGUAAAGAAAGUACUUGAACCGCAUGGCAUAAUCAAGUCAUCAUCCAUGAUGAAUAGAUAUACAGCAACUGUACUCUGUGUUUUUAUACUUCUUUUUCUUGGUCCAAAUAUAGUCGAUUGAAACUGCA
Tripterygium wilfordii is the source of this 1082-nucleotide messenger RNA. RefSeq lists its product as uncharacterized. Lineage: Eukaryota; Viridiplantae; Streptophyta; Magnoliopsida; Celastrales; Celastraceae. The coding region runs from base 266 to 694 and encodes 142 amino acids. The transcript has 6 exons. The record is from RefSeq and is a predicted model, not a curated record.